GUUGAGGACAGCGCGAGGCGGGGAUGUUAUAAAUAGCAAGGUGACAGUCCCGCGAGUCACUCGUUCACUGAGACUGCACUGGCGAGGAGAGGGCACAGGCCGGAUCGUCUUAUUUGUCAUUUAAAAGUGCCAGAUUGAAUUCCACAAUGUACGCUUGUGCUAAAUUCAUCACCUUGCCUGCUGUGCUCCGCAGUGGAUCCAGGGCUCUGGCAAGGCCAGUAUCUGUGUCUGUGUUCAACAGACCAGAAGCCAAGAUUGAACAGUCCCUGGUGCUGCACAGCGAUGCCGCUGCCCUGCAGAUCCUGAGCCGCGGGUUCCAGACCAGCGCAGUCUCCCGGGACAUCGACACGGCCGCCAAGUUCAUCGGAGCAGGAGCCGCCACCGUGGGCGUGGCCGGGUCAGGAGCUGGCAUUGGGACCGUGUUCGGGAGCCUGAUCAUCGGAUACGCCAGGAAUCCUUCGCUGAAGCAGCAGCUCUUCUCCUAUGCUAUCCUGGGCUUUGCCUUGUCUGAAGCGAUGGGUCUCUUCUGUUUGAUGGUUGCGUUCCUCAUCCUGUUUGCUAUGUAAACCCCUCCCUCUUUUCCAUACACCUUCGGGGGGGGUCCAGGGUGGAGGUUAUGGCCCCUGAGGGCAGCCCCCCCCCCCCCCCUCCCUCCCCGGUCCCCUGGGGGGGUUGGAACUUGGAUGUGCAGCUCAUGAGGCCGUGGCAUCGCCAUUCCAUUAGUUUUGUUUUCAAAACAAAGUUUAAUAACUUUGCUUUUGUUUUUCUCAAAGUUUUAUGUAAAGAUCUUGCUAAUCGGUUUUAGGCAAAAAUGUCUAAAAUAAAGGUGAGGGGUGGAUAACCUGAAA
Molecule: messenger RNA, 848 nt
Organism: Acipenser ruthenus (sterlet)
Lineage: Eukaryota; Metazoa; Chordata; Actinopteri; Acipenseriformes; Acipenseridae
Product: ATP synthase F(0) complex subunit C3, mitochondrial-like
Exons: 5
Coding region: 147-566 (139 amino acids)
Biological process (GO): proton motive force-driven ATP synthesis; proton transmembrane transport
Molecular function (GO): proton transmembrane transporter activity
Source: RefSeq, a predicted model, not a curated record